Molecule: messenger RNA, 4556 nt
Organism: Panonychus citri (citrus red mite)
Lineage: Eukaryota; Metazoa; Arthropoda; Arachnida; Trombidiformes; Tetranychidae
Product: ATP-binding cassette sub-family C member 4-like
Exons: 16
Coding region: 502-4464 (1320 amino acids)
Biological process (GO): transmembrane transport
Cellular component (GO): membrane
Molecular function (GO): ABC-type transporter activity; ATP hydrolysis activity; ATP binding
Source: RefSeq, a predicted model, not a curated record
AUAACAAACUGUGGUUUCGUUUAUAUUAAUACGAUAAAAUUGAUUGGAUUUAAAGAUUUUAAUUGUUUCCAUUUUGUUGGAUUAACUUGGAUCAUUUAGUGAUUUCUUUUUCUACUUUAAACUUUUCCUAAUCAACUUUUGUUUCCAUAAAGUUAAUUUGUUUUAAUUGUGUUGAGUGGUGAAUUAUCUUGGUGAUAAAAACAAGUGUAUGUUUAUGAUAAUGAUGAUGAUGAUGAUGUGAGGGUGGGGAUAUGUGAUUAUGAUUAAGAAUAUGAGAUAAUCUCAAGUUAAAUGAAUAUUUUUCUCAAUCCCCUUGUGUAAAUCAAGUUGCAUCUAAUUUUUUUCUUUUGUUUUUACAAUUCCAAUCAACUUGCCUCCUUUUUUUGCUGCCUUUUUAUUAAUCUUCAUUUGAUGAGUGAAAUUGUUCACAAUUAACAAACUAGUAUUAUCCUAAUCUGAUUGUCUGUUCAACUUGAUUGGUGAUUAAUCACCAAUAACCAAAUGGAUUUACCAGAGUUAAUUACUAAGCCGAGUCGUUAUGAUGAAGCUUCACUCUUAUCAAAGGCAACAUUUUGGUGGAAUGCACCAACAUUACGAGUUGGAAUGAGUCGCGAGCCGACUAAAGAUGACCUGUACAAAGGUCCUGAUGUGGACGAAUCAUUUAAAGCAACAGUUGAAUUUGAAAGAAAUUGGGAUCGAGAAAUUAAAGAUUCUAAAUUAGCAAAGAAACAACCAAGUUUACUCAAAGCGAUUAUUAAAACCUAUGGAUUAUCAACCAUUUUCAAUGGGAUUCUAUUAACUAUCGAUGAUACGUUAAACUUGGUUCAAACUUUCCUCCUUGGAUCAAUAGUUAGAUACUUUUCGAAGCAAAAUUACACCAAUGUGACAUUCAAUGAAUGUUUAAUAUGUUCUAUUGGAUUAGUGUUGACCAUUUUCUCUUAUGGAUUAAUCCGACAUCAUGUUAUCAUGUUAACCCAACGACAAGGAUUAAGAAUUCGAACUGCAUUAACUGCGGUUGUUUAUAAAAAGAUAUUAACACUUAGUCGAGCUGCAACAACCAGAACGGACAUUGGUUAUAUUCUGAAUAUACUGACCAAUGAUUUAACAAGAUUCGAUGAGCUCAUGUUUACCAUUAUCUAUGUUGUUCUUGGUCCCUUGAUGGCGAUCGCUGUUCUAAUUUAUAUGAUCCAUGUAAUUGGAUUAGCGAGUCUUGGAUUAGUAUUAAUUUUGGUUCUUCUCAUUCCAUAUCAAGCAGUUACUGCCAAAUAUUCAGACAAAUUCAGAGGACAAACAGCCAAGUUAACUGAUAAACGAAUCAAGUUAAUGGAGGAAAUGAUAUCAGCAAUUAAGAUAAUUAAAAUGUUUACAUGGGAAAAAUCAUUUGCUGAUAUAAUUUCAUCAAUUCGAAAGCAAGAAAUGUCAAAGAUUCGUAAUGCAGCAAUUCUGAAAUUGAUGAAUAUCUCCGUUCAUGCAUCUGCACCACGUAUCAUGCUUUUUUCAUGCCUCGUUUUCCACGUGCUCCUCGGUAGACCUUUGACCCCAGAAUUGGCCUUUAUCACUUUAUCACUGUGCAAUGCUCUAAGACUACCAGUUACUUUUCACAUAGGUAAUUCAGUUGGCUUACUUUUUGAAACUUUGGUUUCAAUUAGAAGGACUCAGGAACUUUUAUUAUUGGAUACAAGGCAAACCAUGAGCUUGACCAGUAGUGAAGACUUAUCAACACCCAAAGGAACAAUUUCGAUCAACAAUUACCAUGGAAAAUGGGAUAAGAACUCGAAUAUAAUUAAUCUUAAAAAUGUUUCAUGUAAACUGAAUCCUGGUGAAUUAUUGGUUGUCAUUGGAACCGUUGGAUCGGCUAAGACUUGUCUUGUAAUGGCUCUUCUUGAAGAGAUCGCAACAGUUUCUGGGACAUGUAAAGUUUUCGGAAGAAAAGCUUAUUCACCACAAGAAUCUUGGACUUUUUCUGGAACAAUUAGACAAAAUAUUUUAUUUGGAAGAGAAUAUUCAGAAUCUAAAUAUCGUAAAGUAAUCGAGGUUUGCUCUUUAAAAAAGGACAUUAAAUCUUUCCCUUACGGAGAUAACACUCUUGUAGGAGAAAAGGGAUAUUCUCUAAGUGGUGGACAAAAAGCUCGAAUUACUCUUGCAAGAGCAGUUUAUGAAGACGCCGAUGUCUAUCUUCUUGAUGAUCCAUUAAGUGCCGUUGAUCCUGGAGUAGCUGAACAUCUUUUCGAUAAAUGCAUCAAUGGUUAUCUGAAAGCGAAAACAAGAGUCUUGAUUACUCAUCAAUUACAAUUCUUAAAGCGAGCAGAUAAAAUUCUCAUUAUGAAUGAAGGCGAAUCAAUUGCUUUUGGUACAUUCAAACAAUUGAAUAAUAUUGGAAUAGAUUUUAUCAAGUUUCUUAAAGAAACGGAGACGGAAACACCAAUUCAGCGAGCUGAUGAAAUGUUGUCAAUUGAUGAGCUUUAUGAUGGACCUAAAGGUGAACAGAAAACUUCAGCGAGAGGACUCAAGCAGGUCAACUCGUUAAUGCUUGGAGAUGAUACAGAUAUUAGUAAAAUCAUAAGCCAACAAAUGGAGCUAAAGGAGGAAAAGCUUACCUUUGGUACUUUGGGUGGUCGAGUUUAUCGAGAAUAUUUCUUAGCUGGUGGAAAUAUCGUCUUUAUUGUAAUCUUCUUAAUGACAACUUGUUUAUCUCAAGCGAUAAUUAACUAUGCCGAUUGGUGGAUAUCUGAAUGGUCAGAUGAUUCCCUCGCUCUUUCUGAAUCAUAUAAUGAAACCGUGGCCGGAAUCGAUUUCAAAGAAUAUUCUAGACCUUUUAUAUCGAGAAAUGCAACAAUCUAUUCGUGUGUCAUGUUAGCGUUACUAAUCUCAGUGUUCAUACGACUUGGAAUGAACUAUCGAAUUUGUCUCAAAGCUUCAGAAACUUUACACAAUAGAAUAUUUGCUCGAUUACUUCGAACACCAUUAAAUUUUUUCGAAAACAAUCCAGUUGGUCGUAUAUUAAAUAGAUUCACUCGUGAUAUGGGAAUAAUUGAUGUUCAAAUCGCUAAUAACUUAGUAUUCAUGAAUUUGAACCUUUUACAAAUUGUUGGUGUAAUCGUAAUCACCGGCAUCGUAUUGCCGAUUGUUAUUAUUGUUGCGAUUGUUGUUGUAUUCGUAAUGUGGUUUGUACGAAAAGUAUACUUACAAACAGCUCGAUACAUCGUUAGAUUGGAAGCUCAAACGAGAUCACCGAUUUACAAUCAAGUUGCGACAACUUAUGAAGGAUUAACCACAAUCAGAGCGUUUCAAUAUGAAGCUAAAUUCAUUCGACAACUUUAUCGGCUCAUGAAUGAUAACAAUUCUUGUAAAUUUAUGUACUUUGGGGUUAGUCGAUUGAUUGGAAUGAGCCUUGAUUUAUCGAUUAUUUUUCUACUUGCAACGAUUCUCAUCUCGGUACUUUCGUUUCCUGAUAAAUUUCCAGGAGGUGAAGUCGGACUGGUAAUCUCAACAUUAUUAUCAGUCUUUGGUUCCCUUCAAUAUGGUAUAAGGUUAACGGCUGAAUUUGAGACAAACAUGAUCUCAGUUGAAAGAGUUCUUGAAUAUGAUAAACUACCAUUGGAACCAUCAUGGCAAACACUAAAAGCCAAUUUAUUACCCAAAAACUGGCCUGUUGUCGGUAACAUUAGAUUUAAUAAUGUUUUCCUAACUUAUCCUGGUUCAGUAAAACCAGUAUUGAAAAGUUUGACCUUCAAUGUUUCGGGAGGUGAAAAGAUCGGUAUCGUUGGUCGAACCGGUGCUGGAAAAAGCUCACUGAUUUCGGUGCUGUUUAGAUUAACUGAAUUUGAAGGUAACAUUUCAAUCGAUGGUGUAGAUAUACAAGAACUUGGACUACAUGAUUUGAGGAAUAAAAUUUCAAUCAUUCCUCAAGAUCCACUUCUUUUUACGGGAACCAUUCGUAGUAAUCUUGAUCCACUCGACGAAUAUACCGAAGACUUUAUCUGGUCAACCCUUAAAGCCGUAAAUCUUUCACGGACAAUCGAGUCUAUGCCUGGUGGUUUAGAUGCAAUAGUAACUCAAGGUGGAUCUAAUUUAAGUUUAGGACAACGACAAUUACUUUGUCUUAUUCGAGCUCUUUUACAACGGAAUCGCAUAAUGAUCUUGGACGAAGCUACUGCAAAUAUGGACCAUCAAACUGAUUCACUGAUUCAGGAAACAAUUAGGAAAGAGUUUAAAGACUGUACAGUCCUAACUGUAGCUCAUCGACUAAAUACAAUAAUCGACAUGGACAAGAUCAUCUUAUUGGACGCUGGUCAAUUGAUUGAAUAUGGAGAACCAUAUUUACUCUUGAAAGAUGAAAAUAGUCACUUUAAAUCAUUAGUUUCUAAAACUGGCCCUUCAUAUGCUAAAAUGUUAUUCACUAUUGCUGAGAAAUCUUAUCUAAUGAAACAUCCAUCACAAUCUGAUGAAGAAUUGAAAUCUUAAUUGAUUAAUCUUAAAUUACAUGUAAAACCGAAAAGUAUCUCCAACAAUAAUCAACAAUUAGAAUAAACAAACUCGAAGGUUAUAACUAUUAA